CCAAUCAGAUGACGAUUCUGGGUCAGCAUCAGGUUCUGGAUCUGGUUCAAGCUGUGGAAGCAGUAGUGACGGAAGCAGCAGCCAAUCAGGCAGCAGUGACUCUGACUCUGGUUCGGAGUCAGGCACUCAGUCAGAAUCAGAGUCUGACGCAUCUAGAGAGAAUAAACAAAUUCAAGCUAAACCGCCAAAAGUUGAUGAAUCUGAGUUUUGGAAGUCUAGUCCAAGUAUACUUGCUGUGCAAAGAUCAGCAGUUCUUAAGAAGCAACAGCAACAACAAAAGGCAGCCUCAUCAGACAGUGGUUCAGAAGAGGACCCAUCAAGUAGCGAAGAUUCUGCAGAUGACUCAUCCAGUGAAACCAAGACAAAAAAACAUAGAGAUGAAGACUGGCAAAUGUCAGGAUCAGGGUCAGUAUCGGGAACUGGUUCUGAUUCUGAAUCAGAGGAAGAUAGGGAGAAGAGCAGUUGUGAAGAAAGUGAAUCUGACUAUGAGCCAAAAAACAAGGUCAAAAGCCGGAAACCUCCAAGCAGAAUUAAGCCCAAAAGUGGGAAGAAGAAUGCAGGACCAAAAAAGAGGCAACUUGAUUCAUUGGAGGAUGAGGAGGAGGAAGAGGAGGAAGAGGAGGAUGAUUAUGAUAAGAGAGGAUCUCGUCGCCAGGCAACAGUCAACAUUAGUUACAAAGAAGCUGAAGAAACCAAGACAGAUUCUGAUGAUUUGCUGGAAGUUUAUGGAGAAGAUGUCCCACAAACUGAAGAAGAUGAAUUUGAAACUAUAGAGAAGUUCAUGGAUAGUAGAGUUGGCCGAAAAGGAGCCACGGGUGCUGCAACCACCAUUUAUGCAGUUGAGGCAGACGGUGACCCAAAUGCUGGAUUUGAAAAGUCAAAGGAGCCAGGAGAAAUACAGUAUCUUAUUAAAUGGAAAGGUUGGUCACACAUCCAUAACACUUGGGAAACUGAGGAAACGCUGAAGCAACAAAAUGUUAAAGGAAUGAAGAAAUUGGACAACUACAAGAAAAAGGAUCAGGAAACAAAACGAUGGUUGAAAAACGCUUCUCCAGAAGAUGUGGAAUAUUACAAUUGCCAGCAGGAGCUUACAGAUGAUCUACAUAAACAAUAUCAGAUAGUGGAAAGAAUAAUUGCUCAUUCAAAUCAGAAAUCAGCAGCUGGUUAUCCAGACUACUAUUGUAAAUGGCAGGGUCUGCCUUAUUCAGAAUGUAGCUGGGAAGACGGUGCGCUCAUUUCCAAAAAGUUUCAAGCACGCAUUGAUGAGUACUUUAGCAGAAAUCAAUCCAAGACCACUCCUUUUAAGGACUGCAAGGCUCUAAAACAGAGGCCAAGGUUUGUUGCACUAAAGAAGCAACCAUCUUACAUUGGAGGACAUGAAACUUUAGAGUUAAGAGAUUAUCAGUUAAAUGGAUUGAAUUGGCUUGCUCACUCAUGGUGCAAAGGGAAUAGCUGUAUUCUCGCAGAUGAAAUGGGUCUGGGUAAAACAAUACAAACAAUUUCUUUUCUGAACUACCUGUUUCACGAGCAUCAAUUGUAUGGGCCUUUUUUGCUGGUUGUGCCACUUUCUACCUUGACAUCUUGGCAAAGAGAGAUUCAAACUUGGGCUCCUCAGAUGAAUGCUGUAGUUUACUUAGGAGAUGUAACUAGCAGAAAUAUGAUAAGAACUCAUGAAUGGAUGCACCCACAAACCAGACGAUUAAAAUUUAACAUACUUCUAACAACGUAUGAAAUUUUGCUGAAGGAUAAGUCAUUCCUUGGUGGUCUGAAUUGGGCGUUCAUAGGAGUUGACGAAGCUCAUCGUUUAAAAAAUGAUGACUCCCUUCUGUACAAGACUUUAAUAGAUUUUAAGUCUAACCAUCGUCUUCUUAUUACUGGAACCCCUCUGCAAAACUCCCUCAAAGAGCUUUGGUCUUUGUUGCACUUCAUCAUGCCAGAAAAGUUUUCUUCCUGGGAAGAUUUUGAAGAGGAGCAUGGCAAAGGGAGAGAGUAUGGUUAUGCAAGUCUUCACAAAGAACUUGAACCAUUUCUGCUGAGAAGAGUUAAAAAGGAUGUAGAAAAGUCUUUACCUGCUAAAGUUGAGCAAAUUCUGAGGAUGGAAAUGAGUGCGUUGCAGAAGCAAUAUUACAAGUGGAUUUUAACUAGGAAUUAUAAAGCCCUCAGUAAGGGUUCAAAAGGCAGUACCUCAGGCUUUUUGAACAUCAUGAUGGAACUCAAGAAGUGUUGUAACCAUUGCUACCUCAUUAAACCACCGGAUGAUAAUGAAUUCUAUAAUAAACAGGAGGCCUUACAGCAUUUAAUACGUAGCAGCGGGAAACUAAUCCUUCUUGACAAGCUACUGAUUCGUCUGCGAGAACGUGGCAACAGAGUUCUAAUUUUCUCACAGAUGGUGAGGAUGCUGGACAUCCUGGCAGAGUAUCUGAAGUAUCGUCAGUUUCCCUUUCAGAGACUUGAUGGAUCAAUAAAAGGGGAAUUGAGGAAACAAGCACUGGAUCAUUUUAAUGCAGAAGGAUCAGAGGAUUUCUGCUUUUUACUCUCUACCAGAGCUGGAGGAUUAGGUAUCAACUUGGCAUCUGCUGACACUGUAGUUAUAUUUGAUUCUGAUUGGAAUCCACAGAACGAUCUACAAGCACAGGCUAGAGCGCAUAGGAUUGGACAGAAGAAACAGGUUAAUAUUUAUCGGCUGGUCACAAAAGGAUCAGUAGAAGAAGAUAUUCUUGAAAGAGCCAAGAAAAAGAUGGUGUUGGAUCAUUUAGUAAUUCAGAGAAUGGACACUACAGGGAAAACCAUACUACAUACAGGCUCUACUCCUUCAAGCUCAACCCCUUUUAAUAAGGAGGAAUUAUCAGCAAUUUUGAAGUUUGGUGCUGAGGAACUUUUUAAAGAACCUGAAGGGGAAGAACAGGAGCCCCAGGAAAUGGAUAUAGAUGAAAUCUUGAAGAGGGCUGAAACUCGGGAAAAUGAGCCAGGUCCAUUAACUGUAGGAGAUGAGUUGCUUUCACAGUUCAAGGUGGCCAACUUUUCCAAUAUGGAUGAAGAUGAUAUUGAGUUGGAACCAGAAAGAAAUUCAAGAAAUUGGGAAGAAAUCAUUCCAGAAGUCCAGCGGCGAAGAAUAGAAGAGGAGGAAAGACAAAAAGAACUUGAAGAAAUAUACAUGCUCCCAAGAAUGAGAAACUGUGCAAAACAGGUGUGUCUUGAUUCUGACUGA
Molecule: messenger RNA, 3208 nt
Organism: Phaethon lepturus (White-tailed tropicbird)
Lineage: Eukaryota; Metazoa; Chordata; Aves; Phaethontiformes; Phaethontidae
Gene: CHD1
Product: chromodomain helicase DNA binding protein 1
Exons: 21
Biological process (GO): nucleosome organization; regulation of transcription by RNA polymerase II
Cellular component (GO): nucleus; chromatin
Molecular function (GO): ATP-dependent chromatin remodeler activity; DNA binding; chromatin binding
Source: RefSeq, a predicted model, not a curated record